AUGAACCCAGUUCUGCGUCAGCGAAAGUGUUCUUCUUUUCUGCCGACCGAGACUAUGGAGGUAUCUGCAAUGACCCCGAAAAUCCAGGUACCAGUGAGUCAUUCCACUCUUCUCUCAUACGAUGAAAUGCCGGAAUGGUAUCAAGACAACGAGUUUAUCCUUCAUAAAUACCGGCCGAUAUCCAACUCUACAUAUGAGUGCUUCUCCAGCUGGCUCUCCUGGCAUAAUGAAACUGUCAACAUUCAUUCUCACCUAAUUCCGGCAAUUAUGUUUCUCGCCGCUGAAGGCUUCAUCUCUACAUAUCUCCAGUCUAAAUAUCCCGGGAUGACAGUUUUUGAUCAUCUCAUUUUCGCGGCUUUUCUUCUGUCAGCGGUAAUAUGCCUCGGACUGUCGGCCACCUACCAUACCAUGUCAAAUCACUCUUGCAAGCUUUCAAGCAUUUGGCUGCAAUUUGAUUUUGUGGGAAUCAUCGUUUUGACUCUUGGUGAUUUUGUUUCUGGGAUUUAUAUGGCGUUUUAUUGCGAACCGACUUUACAGCAAGCAUAUUGGGCUUCGAUCCUCGCUCUCGGCUUUUUGACAAUCGCAAUUCUGGUGAGCCCAAAGUCCCAAGGUCCACGUUGGCGUACUUUACGCACCUGCGCAUUCGUUGGGACCGGCCUUUCGGGGUUUGUUCCUAUUUUUCAUGGAAUAAUAUUAUUCGGCUUUUCACAAAUGGCCAAACAGUCAGGAAUGCCAUAUUACCUCGCUGAGGGAUUCCUACUGCUACUAGGAGCACUGGUUUAUGCGGUCAGUACGGAAGAUACAAGAUCGGCGAGUUGA
Penicillium soppii is the source of this 819-nucleotide messenger RNA. RefSeq names its product hemolysin III family protein. Bases 1 to 819 code for a protein of 272 amino acids. The transcript is spliced from 2 exons. Gene Ontology annotation, cellular component: membrane. Gene Ontology annotation, molecular function: signaling receptor activity. NCBI's taxonomy places the organism in Eukaryota, Fungi, Ascomycota, Eurotiomycetes, Eurotiales, Aspergillaceae. The record is from RefSeq and is a predicted model, not a curated record.